Messenger RNA from Eurytemora carolleeae, 3494 nucleotides. Its product is annotated as ataxin-2 homolog. The coding region runs from base 46 to 2964 and encodes 972 amino acids. The record is from RefSeq and is a predicted model, not a curated record. NCBI's taxonomy places the organism in Eukaryota, Metazoa, Arthropoda, Copepoda, Calanoida, Temoridae. The transcript has 11 exons.
UAUUAUGCUAACAAAGUAGGAAUACAUCCUUUUAUUUAUCACAAGAUGGUGAAUCUAAUAAUCAUAGUUCCUCUCCUCUCCAUUCUCUGCAGUACGUUUGCAGACAACAAUAAACAAUACCAGUUCUUCAGAAGUAAACAUGAUAUAGAGUUUAGCCGACCUAUUCAUCAACAUUUUAACCUUCAUCAAUCAGCUGACCGACAACAACGAAAUCUACCUCAAAGAAAACAAUCUUUAAACACUCUGACUCAGGAGGCCAGAUCUAUUCAAUCCAAUCAAGAUGGACCGCAGUUACAUCAAAAGGGGGUACACGCUCAUCAAGAAAGACCACACUCCCGUCAGGGAGGCCAAAAGGUGCAUCAGGGAGUGCAUCAUGCGAAUCAAAAUCAACAUGGAGUAGAAAAUGCACAUCAAGGCAUUCAGAAGCACCAGAAGGGAGUAUUUACGAAUCACCAGAAAAAGUUACACCAGGGAGUUGUAAAGAAACACCAAGGCGUCUCCCAAAUCAAACAGGGAGUACCUCAAAAUGGACAGAGAUUGCCACAGUUCUAUAGAGGAGCAACUCAGAAUGUGAAGAGUCAGCAUCAUAACAUUCAACAUGAAAAACAGUCCAACUUGGCUAAUCAAAAGCAGGCUCUACGGCACCCUCAGCAAUCUCAUCAUCCGUCAAUUCUAUCAAACCAGUAUCAGCAUACCCCCCAUCCUCACCCUGUUCCACAAAAGUUAACAACAGACAAGAAAACAGUGAAUAAACCUGGUUCACCAGUGCUUAUACCUAGGAUAACUAAUAAAGUUCCCCGGAAAAUUGACCAAACACCACUGAAGCUGAGCAAAAAUAAUAUUUUAAGUGAGAAACUUCAAAACUCUUUCAAGACCAAAAAUGCUCAGAAGGAAAAUGUGAAAGAAAAUGAAGCAGAGGAAUCAAAACCCGAAGUUACCAAGGUUAAAGCGCCUAAACAACAUCUCAACCAUAAAAAAGAUACCUCUGUAAAACCUGCAAAAGAAGAGAAGAAGCCUGAUGUUGCUGAACACCGUGAUUAUAAAGUCGCCUCCAAGCCAAAGUUCAUAAUAAAGCCUGCAGGACCAAGUCAGCAGUAUGGCUGGGUAGGACAUGGACACUAUGGUCCUCUUAAUCUGCAGAAUAUAUUCCGACAGGCAGGAAUCAAUACACAGUGGAUUUCAGGAGAAAAUGCAGUGUUUGAAGCUGGACUUACCUACCCUGCUCCCCCUAGUAAACAUCAACCUGCCGAAUCAAAUUCUUCUCCCCCAGCUUAUGAACGUCCUACCACUAAAACUCAUACAACAGUAUCCCCUUCUUAUGCCCCUUCAACUGCGCCAGUCUCGUCUUAUUCUCCUCCUAUAGCAGCUUCAUCAUAUGUAGCACCAACAACAUCUGCUCCAGUUUAUAUUCCAGCCUCCCCAUCCCUACCUGAAUAUCAACCUCCUGUUUAUAUUCCAAAGUCAACAUCACCACCAGUUUAUUCAGCAGCACCUGUUCUAGCCAAUCUUCCAGUUUAUCAAGAUACUCUGUUCCGGGAGACUGCUGCAUCUUCGGCUCCUGUUUACGAUGCCUCUGCUCCAGCAUAUGAGGCCCCUGCUGCUGCUCCAGCAUAUGAGGCCCCAGCAUAUAAAGCUCCUGCUCCUGCAUAUGAAGCUCCUGCUCCUGCUCCAGCAUAUGAAGCCCCUGCUUCCGCUCCUGCUUAUGAAGCUCCUGCUCAAGUGCCUGCUCCUGCCAAAGCAUAUUUUGGACCUCAGAGUACUUUUGAAUCUGCGUCUGAUGAAAAUACAUUUGAUCUUUACAACAGUCCUUCGUCCACUGCCUCUCCCCCUGUUUUCACCUACUCAUCUCCAUCACCUUCAUAUUCAUCCCCUUCCAUACAAAACAACUAUGCCAGUCCUCAAUUCAACUUUCCCGGAGAAUCUGGAUAUAUUUUUCCACAGCAAUCAUAUCAACCAUCUCCUAGCCCAGCUCCAUUCACAGCUUCACCCUCUCCAUCAUCAUAUCAACCCUCUCCAUCCCCGUUUCCUUAUCAGGGUUCUCCAAGUCCAGCUCCUUACCAACCCUCUCCAAGUCCAGCUCCUUACCAACCUUCUCCAUCCCCAUCUCCUUAUCAAGGUUCUCCAAGUCCAGCUCCUUACCAACCCUCUCCGAGUCCAUCCUUACCCCAACCUUCUCCAACCGCAGCUUCAUACCAAGCUGAAUACCAGAAGCCUGCACCAUUUACUGCAUUCAAAAGCUUUAACUCUCCGUCGCCUUCUGACAAUAUAGAAAAUGUUCCAGUUCUAGAGUCACAGGAGCCUUUCAAUGACAUCUUUUUAAAAAAUGAUUCACCAAUCAGUGAAAUAGUUGAUCUGAGAACCUCUCAAUCUGUAGAAAGUGUUCAGGGAACAAAUGGUUUAACUCCUGAAUCUGAUGUUUUCUAUAUUUACUAUGAGAAUGAAAACCAGAAUGAACAGGAUGAGGUUGAUGUGGGUAAACUUGAAGAUGCUGAACCCUACAGUGGAGAAAUAUUUGGAGAUGAUAAUAUAAUUCCAUCUUUUUCUGUUAAUGAGGAUAAUAAUGUUCCCCUGUUCUAUGAUAUACCCUUGAGAGUUGAGGAGAAUGGUGAAGGAUUUGAUCCACCCAGUGAAAUCAGAACUAUCUAUGUACCUGUUGAGAAUGCUAUAAAUGUUCCAAGCAGCUUUGAUAUCAAUGUUGGAACUACAUUGGGGAAAAGUAAGAACAAGCCUGGUUCCAGCUUCCCCAACUUCCCAAAUUAUAAUUCUGGUUCCGGGUCCCCUAAACAGGGUGGUGUAGAUGUAUAUGAGAGUGAGGGAGUAAAGAUAAGACGACCUGUCAGACGACCUCAAUCUCCUGUUGUUUUUGAAACUGAAGUUAUAGAUGAGAACAACGUCAGCUCUGUACCAUUCGGAACAAGACUUUCUCCAAGAGAGCAGUAUGAUCCACUGACAUUAAGAAGAUGAAGAAAACUUGAAAAACACAAUUAUCAUGAAAAAAUAGGAAAAAAUUUGAAAUAGAAUUUAUUUCUAUUCCUCUAACACAAGAAUCUCAGUAUUUAUCUAAACAAUAUAAAGUAGAACAAUAUUUCUGUCGUUUAAAAAUAUCGUUUUUGAAGAUUUUAAAGAAGAAAAAGUAUAUAUUACACAUUUCUAAAUCAUACCUCCCAAUUUAUGUUAUAAGACAAGAAAAACAUGAUGACCAAUUUUCUCGACGAAUUUCUGAUUUUUAUAUUCAUCAAAACUUGAUGCUGGUAAAAACUUCAACAAUAUAACAUGUAUGUCUUCAAAUGUACUGCAAAUUAUUGUGCAAUUCAAAACAGAAAUCAGUUCACCUGCCUGUAAUUUACAGUACUUAAUCAAUGUAAUUUAUAAAUUUUUAUAAAAAUAUCAAUAUCAUUUCUAUGUAAUAUAAGAAUCUCAUAAAUAUGAUAAUAUGCAGUUGUAUAAUAAUAUGCCGUUUUUUACAAUUAUUGUUGUAUAAAAUAUCAUAAAGA